CAAAACUCACUAAACUCAUAAGAGAAGAUACAAAAUCAGCUCAGUAUCGGUGUUCAGAAUUCUCAGACUAUAAUAAUGGAGGAUUGGAAAAAAGAUUAGAACAAAUUGAAGCUCACUUAGCCAAAUUUGUCAGAAAAGAUACCAAAUGUACCAAAACACCUCAGCGUAAACGCUCAGAAUCCUCACCUUUUAGAGGAUUGAAAAAAAGAUUAGGACAAAUCAAAGCCUUAUUGGCUAAACUUGCUAAAGAUUCCAAAUCCAGAAGUGGUCAAGUUCAUAUGGCUACAGCAGAUGAACAGUCUAAUCCCAUUUUUUCUGAUGAUGACACGUCUAAACCUGAGGACAAUGAAUAUAACUCUGAUAAUUCUUCAGCUGAAAAAAAAGUGAACUACGCUGAGCAGAGUGGUCAUUCUAAUAAGUCUUCAAGCUCUAAAAUUAAUAAUGGAUCCAAGUUUCAUAAGGUAAAACAGGAUAAUAAUUCACCAUCUACCUGUAAUAUCUCAUCAGAGAAAGGUAGCCAAGGUACUAGGUGGGUGUCUUUAGAAGAAACUAUUCGCAAAAUUAUUCAAA
This is a messenger RNA of Funneliformis geosporum, 570 nucleotides long. The record is from the annotation of a GenBank genome assembly. Lineage: Eukaryota; Fungi; Glomeromycota; Glomeromycetes; Glomerales; Glomeraceae.